Messenger RNA from Aphanomyces invadans, 1007 nucleotides. RefSeq lists its product as hypothetical. The transcript has a single exon. The coding region runs from base 1 to 795 and encodes 264 amino acids. The record is from RefSeq and is a predicted model, not a curated record. Gene Ontology annotation, cellular component: membrane. Gene Ontology annotation, biological process: sodium-dependent phosphate transport. Lineage: Eukaryota; Oomycota; Saprolegniomycetes; Saprolegniales; Verrucalvaceae. Gene Ontology annotation, molecular function: sodium:phosphate symporter activity.
AUGGUCGACAGCGGCGUGUUCAAAAGCGCAAGCGCGUCGCACUCGCUCAGCGACUCGGCGAUCGGUGGCAUCUGCCUCGGCAUUGCGUUUGCGCUGCUCGUCUUCGCCCUGCUCUCCCUCGUCCACAUGCUGACCAAGCUCGUCCGUGGGUCGGCGCAAAAGUACAUUCGCCGCGCGCUCAACUACAGCGGGUACCUCAACAUCUUUAUCGGGACCGCCAUUACCUUUUGUGUGCACUCGUCGACCGUCGUUACGUCGACGCUGACGCCGCUCGCCGGCCUGGACCUGAUCGCGCUCGAUCAAGCGUAUCCACUUAUCAUCGGCGCCAACGUUGGCACAACCAUGACCGCGCUCCUGGCGUCGUGGGUGACAGGCAAGUACGACGCCGUCGAAGUCGCGCUCGUGCACUUUUGGUUCAACAUCUUUGGGAUCUUUCUCUUUUACCCGAUCCCGGCGACGCGGUACCCGAUCCUGCACUGGGCCGAGCGCAUUGGGUACUACAGCGCGCGGUGGCCGCUAGUGGCACUGUUAUUCCUCCUCGCUGUGUUUAUCGUGAUCCCGGGGAUUGGGUUUGGGAUGGUCUACUUGUACAAGGGCAGCGCGACCGCGGUCGCGUUUGGAAUCACGCUGUCGGCAAUCGUCGUCGUUUGUUUCGCGGCGUUUUACUGGUGGUACUGGCGCCUCGACGGGCGCGAGCGGUGGCACUACUUCUUGGCUGUCAAGGCGGAAGACCACCGCAUGCGCAUGGAGGCCGUGCGCCGUGCCCGUGAAGACGACAUGGUGUUCAUGUCUUAGUUAGUUGUGCGGGCAUGUAGUCUUGACACGUGUAUAUUUAAAGUUGGGAUCAACUUGGACAGAUCAACUGGUGCCAAGCCAAAGCCCACAUUGCCGACACGACGGGGCUUUUUGCCCCAUUGUCGUGGCACCUUGGAUGCAUGCUGCACCGUGGAAUACGUCGCCGCUGGUGGGGCCGUCAAGACAUCUGCGAGGUUCAGCUGUGGGUGUUG